GCCCAGGGCUAUAGCUAUAAAGGGGGCAUCACCUGGGCGGGUGGCUCAGUGCUAAGCAGACAGAACAGGACAGGAGGGGCUUGGAAUCUGCCCUAUGUACCAUCCCCGCGAGCUCUAUGCCCCCUUGGGGGCCAGCUACAGGCUUCGGCCCCCCCAGCCUGGGGGGGACAUUGGUUUCCCGGCCGGUCUGUCAGAGGGGUACCGUUACUCAGACCUGGACACCCCCAAAUUAGAUUGUUUUCUUUCGGGUCUGGAGGCUACUCCCCGGCCUCUGGCUGCUCCACCACCCUUGCCUCCAUUGCCCCCUCCUUUGGGAGGAGAGUCAACUGCUCCUGCCUCAGCUUCCGAGGCUUCCCGCCUGCUCCCAGGGGUCAGCCUGAGCCUGGAGAACCAUGAUUUGUGGAAAGAGUUCAACUCUGUGGGAACAGAAAUGAUCAUCACCAAGGCUGGGAGACGAAUGUUCCCUGCUUGCCGAGUGUCAGUGACUGGUCUGGAUCCUGAAGCUCGAUACUUGUUCCUCCUCGAUGUGGUACCAGUGGAUGGGGCCCGAUACCGUUGGCAAGGCCGCCGUUGGGAGCCAAGUGGCAAAGCUGAGCCUCGACUUCCCGACAGAGUAUAUAUCCACCCAGACUCCCCUGCCACUGGUGCCCACUGGAUGAGGCAGCCUGUCUCCUUCCACCGAGUCAAGCUGACCAACAAUACCUUGGAUCCACAUGGACACCUGAUCCUUCACUCAAUGCACAAGUACCAGCCCCGGCUACAUCUGGUUCGGGCUGCCCAGCUCUGUAGCCGACAUUGGGGUGGCGUUGCUUCCUUCCGAUUUCCUGAGACAUCAUUCAUCUCUGUCACAGCCUACCAGAAUCCUCGGAUCACACAACUGAAGAUUGCAGCUAAUCCCUUUGCUAAAGGGUUCCGGGAGAACGGGAGGAACUGUAAGAGGGAAAGGGAUGCCAGGGUUAAGAGGAAGCUGAGGGGACCAGAGCCUGUCAUCAUGGAGACCUAUGGUGGAGAUGGCCCUGGAGGUCCCUGUGACUCUACAUUGGCUGGAGACCUUCCAGAACAAGCAUCUUCUUCCACUGAGAUACCCACACCUCCUUGUGGAGGGCCCAGUGCUGAAGCCUACCUUCUGCACCCAGCUGCUUUUCAUGGGGCUCCCAGUAGCCUCCCCACCAGGGCCUCUUCCUUCCCGGAGGCUGCAGAGCCAUUGUCUCGUUCUUCAUCCUACCAGGCACCCUUCCUAGAACUGUCUCCAGGGAAUGGGGGAUCUGGUCCUGGAUACCCCUCAGCUCCUCCAGCAUCAGCCUUUGCCCCUCACUUCCUCCAAGGGGGACCCUUUCCCCUUCCCUACCCAGCCCCUGGGGGCUACCUGGAUGUUAGCAGCAAGCCCCUCUAUUAAGUCUGAGGGAACAUCUACCAGCCUUCCCUCUGGAGCCCAGGAGACUCUUUGGGGCCAACUCCCUCCCACACCAAAUGGCUGCUUUGGCUUCCUUCAUCUCAGCCAAGCCUACCCCCAACUCAGUUCACACUUCAGCUUUAGCUCACACCCCCCUCCUGCUUCAAAGCCUGUGGAGGUAGGCUUGGGGGUAGACCAGCUGCUCCGGCUUCCCCUUCCUGGGCUCUCACCUGGGUGUGAAUGGAGGGUGGGGGCUGGGCCAGCAGGAGCCUGGGCCUCACCAAAAGGACGGGGUCAGGGGCCACCACCAAAAAAUCAAGGGCAGCAACCCAACUAGGAGAAUGUAUCCUGAGCCUUUUCCCCACUUGACACCACUGUUUGCACCAGUUUACAUCUAUAUCCCCUUACUUCCACGCUGGGACGCAGAGCAGACUAUCUUCACCCCCACUGCCAAAUGGACAGUAAUUAUUCUCUCAAAACACCUUUGGGCUCCAGCCCCCCCCCCCCAAAUAAAAUUUUCAAGUCAGCGUGUGGUGGUAUACAAAUCUUUGCAGAUGGGAAGGCAGCUGGGUUCCUGCUCCUCUAAGGCCAUUUCAAAGGCCUUAUUUUCAUGAAAUGUGCUUCCAUUUCCAAAAGGGAUUCUAAUGCAGGGUUUCCUAUCUUGGUUGCCUCCCAGAAUCCUAUCAGCCAGGUUUGUUU
Gracilinanus agilis (Agile Gracile Mouse Opossum) is the source of this 2092-nucleotide messenger RNA. It is a transcript of the gene TBX6, whose product is annotated as T-box transcription factor 6. Gene Ontology annotation, molecular function: DNA-binding transcription factor activity, RNA polymerase II-specific; RNA polymerase II cis-regulatory region sequence-specific DNA binding. Bases 95 to 1396 code for a protein of 433 amino acids. The transcript has 8 exons. The record is from RefSeq and is a predicted model, not a curated record. Gene Ontology annotation, biological process: vasculogenesis; cell fate specification; positive regulation of DNA-templated transcription. Lineage: Eukaryota; Metazoa; Chordata; Mammalia; Didelphimorphia; Didelphidae. Gene Ontology annotation, cellular component: nucleus.